Messenger RNA from Cutaneotrichosporon oleaginosum, 903 nucleotides. The record is from RefSeq and is a predicted model, not a curated record. Lineage: Eukaryota; Fungi; Basidiomycota; Tremellomycetes; Trichosporonales; Trichosporonaceae.
AUGGACUUCUCCAACCUCCACCUCGGGCACAAGCCUUCCUCCAAGACGGUCAUCCAAAUCGUGGACAUGGAUGUCUAUGUUUACGGGCUUGAGGAAAUCCGAGGGUCGAACCGGCCUGUGGCAGUCGCCUGUCUUUCCCAUGGAUGGGCAAACAAGGCCAUGCACAUGGAACAGAUGGCAUACGGGGUGCUUGGGGAGGCAAGGCGGCUCGAGAAGGAAGGCGGUCGGAAGGUGUUGCGCGACAUGAUCGCGGUAACGCUAGACCAUCGCAACCACGGCCCGCGCAGGCGGAACCCGAACGGACUUGUGUUUGCAGACAACCCGCUCAGGCUGUACAGGGCCGCUGACCGCAGUUCGCAGGCACACGCUACCCUGGUAGGCGGCGUCCACGACUUCGAGCUCGUUAUGGACAGCUUGGCCUCGUACCUCUGGCCAAAAGAUGAGCGGCGCAUCGAGGAAUGGAUGUACUCGGGCGUCUCGCUCGGCGCAGGACAUCUCACCUGGCGCAUGCUGCGAGACGACCCCCGCAUUCGCAUUGGCGCGCCAAUCGUUUCAAUUCCCCCCGAGUUCCUCGCGGGCAUUCUGACGCGACGCUUCCGCGUCCCUCCCCCAGACGACCCAGACAACAUCAUCCCAAGUGCCGUACGUGCAGCGUUCGAAAUGAAGGCGCCGCCCGGGUCGUAUAGAAACAAGAAGAUCCUCAGCGUCCACGGCGCAAUCGACGAGACGAUUCCCGUGCGCCUGGCCAAAGACGAGUUUGCUCGUAUCCGCGGCGAGACAGACACGCUUGAAGUCUUCGUCCAGGACGGGAUGGGACACGUCGUGACGCCAGAGAUGGUUUCGCAAGUCGCCAAGUGGUUCUGGCGCUGGGGGUGCUGCGCGCAGCGCGAGGCCAAGUUGUAG